Penicillium olsonii is the source of this 1050-nucleotide messenger RNA. The record is from the annotation of a GenBank genome assembly. NCBI's taxonomy places the organism in Eukaryota, Fungi, Ascomycota, Eurotiomycetes, Eurotiales, Aspergillaceae.
AUGAGACUCACCUUCGCGCAGUCGCUAAUGCGCACCUGGGCCCCGCGAUGUCAACGCACGGGUCCGGUUCGCCGCAUGUCCAGCACAACGAUCCGCCGCAGCAGGUUACGGGCACGGCUGGAAAUUCCUCCUCCGUUUCCAGUCACUAAGAGCUGCCCCGAGUCCAGCUGCAACUGCCCACCCACCCCGGACAUGCCAAGGGGCAUGCCGAUUGAUCACGAGCAAGCAUUGAAUGGAACAAUGGCGGCGUACACAGAACAGCUAUUGGUCUGUACUGGACAGCAGGAUUGGGCCAGUCGCAUUGAAAAUGACGGCGAGAACCAAGGCUGGGGAAAUCUCGUGAGAGGCUUGAAGAAGCUACUCGGUCGCGGAGGCCCAUAUCUCGACGCAUCUUCGUCAAUUGCGCCUGCAACAAGCUCUUCCACCGCGGCUUCGGCAUUUUUGUUUCCAAGUUUUAAGUACAUACCUUCGAUACCCGUCGACAAUCACGCCCACCAAACCGGCCUCACGACCUUUGUUCGCGCAUAUCUUCUCCCCAAACGCCUUCAUGACAUGCACGCCUCACUCCCCGUAGCCAAGCAAGUGGACAUGACUCGUUUCCCGGACCUACAGGGACACUUCCCCGACGCAGUGGACAUUAACUACUCUCCCACCAUUUUGAUCUGUGGACAUGGAGGGCGCGACAUGCGUUGUGGUACUAUGGCGCCUGCGCUGGAAAGCGAAUUCCAACGGGUGCUCCAGGCCCGUGGUUUUACUUCGGCGAACAGUGAGGGAACUACAGUGGAUGCUCCGAACCAUGCCCACAUCGGGCGCAUCAGUCAUAUUGGAGGACACAAGUACGCAGGCAAUGUGAUUGUCUAUCUUCCCCCAAAGAUGACGAUUGGCGGCGGCACAGAACCUCACCCGCUUGCAGGGAAAGGAAUAUGGUAUGGGCGCAUUGAACCUAAGCAUGUGGAGGGUCUUGUUGAGGAGACCGUCCUUGGUGGCAAAGUGGUGACAGAUCAUUUCCGGGGGGGCAUUGACAGAAGUGGUGAUAUUUUACGAAUGUAG